Molecule: messenger RNA, 2804 nt
Organism: Exaiptasia diaphana
Lineage: Eukaryota; Metazoa; Cnidaria; Anthozoa; Actiniaria; Aiptasiidae
Product: b(0,+)-type amino acid transporter 1
Exons: 10
Coding region: 41-1513 (490 amino acids)
Biological process (GO): amino acid transmembrane transport
Cellular component (GO): membrane
Molecular function (GO): L-amino acid transmembrane transporter activity
Source: RefSeq, a predicted model, not a curated record
CCAGUCCCCCUAGGCAUAAUUCAGUAAUGAAUGGUCCUUAAUGAUGACUUCAGAUCGCGAAGAAGUUAGCUUUCCUCUUGCAGGCCAUUCAGUGCAAGAUAAAGCUAUCACCCUCAAAAGAUCCUUGGGUAUUCCUAGUGGUGUAGCUCUUCUUGUUGGUACUAUCAUUGGAUCAGGAAUCUUUGCUACUCCAAAAUGGGUUUUGAUCUAUUCAGGAUCUGUUGGUCUGUGUCUCGUCGUCUGGAUWCURGGWGGKYUUAUAAGUCUUCUCGGCGCUCUAUGUUUCUUAGARCUUGGACURUUGAUYCCAAAAUCUGGCGGCGAAUAUCAAUAUUUGAUGGAAGCGUUUGGUCCUCUGCCUGGCUUUUUGCUCAUUUGGACUUGGCUUGUAGAAAGGUCGCUAACWGUAGCCAUCAUGAUGCUUAUAUUUUCGUCUUACGUCAUUGAGCCCAUAUUUCCGGGUUGUUCAGCUAGAGAAGACUUGGUACCUCUGCAGAAGAUUAUUGCUGUGGGUGCAUUAGGUACUAUCGUUUUGGUCAACUGCUUCAGUGUUAAAUGGUCGAGUAGAGUACAGAUUGUAUUUACAGUCGCUAAGAUGGCUGCUAUUGUGAUGCUUAUUUUGACUGGUAUCGUMAGGAUUUCUCAAGGAUAUACUUCAAGUUUUUCCAAUCUCUUCAGAGGUACAGARACGAGAAUUGACGUUGUAGGAUUCGCCUUUUACAGCACAAUGUUCUCAUAUGAGGGCUGGAAUAAUGUCAACUAUACUAUCGAAGAAUUGAAGAAUCCCAAAAGAAACUUUCCAAUUAUCCUGCGAAUUGCCAUCUCAAUUGUAACAAUCUCGUAUUUCCUUGUCAACGUUGGGUUUCUGACCGUCCUCAGUCCUGAAGAAGUGAUURACUCUAACGCUGUUGCAGUGACAAUGGCAAAUCGUCUCUUUGGCGUCAUGGCGUGGAUUAUGCCUAUCCUGGUUUCUUGUUCUGUAUUUGGUGCUUCCAAUGGCGCAGUGUUUUCAGGUGGACGCGUGAUAUUUGCCGCUGCAAGAGAAGGACAUUUGCCUAAACUUCUGGCCAUGAUACAUACCAGCCAACGAACCCCCAUACCUGCUAUUCUGUUCAAUUUUAUAGUAACUGUUAUUUGCAUGGUCCCAAAGAAGUCUACAAUCAGUUCCUUGCUGUCCGCUCUUUCUGCUUUGAUGUGGGUUAUCUAUGGCUCCACAUUGAGUGCUCUUUUGUGGCUGAGAUAUAAAAGGAAAGACGCCCACAGACCAUACAAGGUUUUCAUAGGAUUUCCCUGUUUGCUGAUACUUCUUUCAAUAUACCUGGUGGUAGCGUCGUUCUUUGGUGCUCCUAUAGGAUCCAUCCUCGUAUUUUGUUAUAUAUUAAUUGGAAUACCUGUGUACUUUGUAUUUGUACGCUACAAACUUGUACCAACUGGUUAUAUUGAUCGAAUGUCGUUGUGGCUUCAGAACGUUCUUGAUGUUGCCUUUCCAAAAUCUGAGGCGGAAUUGAUAUGAAUCCAGGGSAUAUCCAAAAACUAUUGAAGGGGGAGUGCACAUAUAUAAAUUUUGUGUUGGUCUGUCUGUCUGUCUGACUGACUGAAUCAUACACAUAAAAUGAAUACAGUAUGUAUUCCAUAUGUUAUAUAUUUAAUCAGGACUUUCCCAAAGUGGGAGGGUGCACCGCCCCCGCCCCACCCCCACUGGAAAAAAUCGCGCCUUUUAAAGGUUGUAAAUUUGAUGUUAAUAUGAUGUAAGUGUGCAAAAUUCUGUAAAUUUGUUGUAAAUCAUCUACAUCAAAUUUACAGAAUUUUGGACACUUACAUCAUACUUUACAUCAAAUUCACAACCUUUCAAGUGCGCGAUUUUUCCCAGUGCCCCUAGCACCCCUUGGAUCCAUCCCUGCCAUCUUAYCAUCUUCGUAGAUAGUGCACUGAGAGUUUUACACUACGUCCAAGUGUAUCGGGGGGGCAGGGGCGGAUCCAGGAAUUUUCUAGAGGGGGGAAUUUAUUUUCCAAAUAAUAUUAAACACCAGAAUGCACAAGUUUGCUAUUUUCGUGAGUGUUACUUAAAUGAAAUGAACUAAAGGAAAUAAAACGUGUCAAGAUACAUCAAUUUCACAUUGGCCACUCUUUAAACUUAUACCUAUAAUGAAAUACUUCAGAUUUUUUUUACAGUGCUGCUAUUGAAACCGGGGCAAAGAAAUCACAAUUUAACUAAUGCCUAGUUUUCGUUAAUUAAGUUUAUAUUUUUAAUUAUAUUGUUUUGAGUUUCUAUAUUUCAACUAGAUACAUCAACAGGAUUUGAAAACGAAAAAUAAUAUUUUUAUCGGAUUUUUUUUGGGAAAGGGGAUUUUUUUAUUAUCAUAAUUUUUUUUUCAUUUGGGAGGGGGGAGGGAAUAUUCCCCGUUUUCCCCUCCCCUGGAUCCGCCCCUGGGGGGGACUAUUACUUUAGUAACUGAUUCUUUUUUGCAUAAAAAAUGCACAAUGCCAAUUUAUUUUCUAAAACAAAGCRCAUCUUCUAUACGGUAGUAUUUUUAACUGAGUUUUCUCUUCGAGUCUUACGAGAUCUAUUAUUCUUUUCUGCGCUAGAUUUGAACAUUGCGGAAUGCCUGUGCCUAAUACAGGAACUCCGCAAACCGCCAAAACGUGCUCGCGCAGACAAACUUUCCAUGCCGGGGGUGUCUCGCAUUGCAAGCUGUUUUUUCCUUUUUUCUAUCUUCAAAAUGAAAUAAGUAAGUGAUGUUAUUACUAUGUGGAUUUGGCAUAUGGUUURCAAUUAUAAUUAUUAAAGUUUGCAACUCAAAAUC